Molecule: messenger RNA, 3013 nt
Organism: Carassius gibelio (silver crucian carp)
Lineage: Eukaryota; Metazoa; Chordata; Actinopteri; Cypriniformes; Cyprinidae
Product: globoside alpha-1,3-N-acetylgalactosaminyltransferase 1-like
Exons: 4
Coding region: 32-964 (310 amino acids)
Biological process (GO): carbohydrate metabolic process
Cellular component (GO): vesicle; membrane; Golgi apparatus
Molecular function (GO): hexosyltransferase activity
Source: RefSeq, a predicted model, not a curated record
AGCAAACACACACAAACAUAAUCAAAUUCAAAUGAGUAAGAGUUUGACUAUUUCAAUCAGGCCAAAAUGGAAGCCAAAGAUCAUUGAAUUGCGCUCAUCACCAGGGUUGUUGUACAACAAGCCGAGUGUGGUGGCUGGUCGGACAGAUGUUGCUUCUGUGUCACCAUGGUCAGCUCCAAUCAUUUGGGAGGGAACCUUUGACUCCACACUGAUCGACUCCAUCUACAAACAACAACAUCUCACCAUAGCAACCACUGUCUUUGCUUUGGGAAAAUACACACGUUUUGUCAAAGAUUUUCUGGAGUCAGCAGAGCAACAUUAUUUUGUUGGAUUUCGAGUGCAUUACUACUUGUUUACUGAUCAACCAGAAUCAAUUCCUGAAGUGAAGAUAGGUGAAAACCGUAGUUUGACAAUUGAAAAGGUUCCGACUAUGAAUCGAUGGCAGGACAUCAGUAUGAACAGGAUGGAAAAACUGGAAAAACUAAUAGAGAAUGAAUUAUUCAAUGAGGCAGAUUAUAUUUUCUGCCUUGACAUAGAUGGAAAGUUCUAUGGCCGGUGGGGUGCAGAGACUUUGGGUCGUCUCGUAGGUGUGUUACAUCCUUGGCUCUUUAAUGUUCCAAGAAAUCAAUUCACAUAUGAGCGCAGGCCAGAAUCUAAAGCAUACAUUCCCGUUGAGGAGGGUGAUUAUUAUUACGCUGGUGCUGCAUUUGGUGGCUUUUUGGAGGAUGUACAUCUUCUCACCAAAACCUGCAGGGAGCAUCUGAAAAUUGAUUCUGAAAACUCUAUUGAGGCGGUAUGGCAAGAGGAGUCUCACUUGAACAAGUAUUUCCUUUUGAACAAACCUAGUAAACUGCUGUCUCCUGAAUAUAUGUGGCGGGACGUCAAUGAAAAAGCAGCUGAAAUAAAAAUAGUUCGCUACACUAAUGUACCUAAAAACUAUGCUGAAGUUCGUCCAAACCCGUAGAAACUGUUGCCAAUACUCAGCUACACGUAAAUGUUGUGUUCUCACAGUCCUCCCAUUACAUAUUGUGAAUCUGUUAACAGGUAAUACUGGCAACAGUGAAGAUGACAUCUGCCACCAAGAAGUGAAUAAUCACUGAAAAGUACAGAUGUUAAUGAGCACAAUGUAGCAUCAGAAACAAUAUCUAACAAAAUAUUUUUGAACUCACUCACAAUAUCUUAUACAAACACAAUGCUAAAAAUAAAAAAAGAGGUUUUACAGACAGAAGUAUUUUCAAGUGAAGUGCCUUUCAACCCUCACAAUGGUUUAAAUUUCCCAUUCACUCUAUGACAUAUCAUAAUAGUAAAAGUACUACAGAAACAUAUUAGCUGAGCUCCCCACACAUUUUUUAAAUUAUAUAUAUAUAUAUAUGAUUAUGAGCCAUAUUAUUCUAAGCAUGAACCAUAAGAUGUCCACCCAUUCAUAUAUUAAUUUUAAACACGUUUUCAUUGAAAAAUUAAGAUGCAAAUGAUAUUUUCUGAAAGGUAUGAUGUCCCUUUCCUAAACAGGGUUAUUAAAAAUAUUAUAAUAAUAAAAAUAUAAUAUUUUAAACCAUAAAUAAAUGUAACGAUAUUCACACUCCAUACUCAUCGGGAAGAAGGAGGCCGGAACCGGCGCACAAUCAAAACAUUUUAAUAUUCAAAAUAAAUACAAAACAGCGCACCAGCCCCUUGCGGACGACUGGUGCGCGCAAAUAAAAACCAAAACAUAAAAUAAUGUCCCAGGCCUGGUCCUCUCUCGUCCUUCACGGUCGUCGCUGCAGUUUUAUAUCCUUCCAUCUCCUACGUGGGACUCGAUACCGGCGGUGGGGCGCAGGUGCAGCUCAUCUUCAAUCACUACACCUGGCCUCACUCCUCGUUCCCACGCCUCUCGGCCCCGCCCCACUCGCCACAAUAAAAUAAACCAUUUAUUUUUUUAGCAAUAUUAACUACAAAUGAAUGCUAUGUCCACCCUGUCAUGUUUAUGUGUCUAAGUGGCAGACAGGGUGGACAUUUUGAGAUAUAAUUAGCAUAUUAGCUUACAAGAAACUGUGACUAGCUAUAUAUUAAGUCUGGUUGUUGAAGAGAAGUUUGUAUAUUUAAACGUACGUAUUUUGAAAAUACUGUAUUUUAGUCACUUCUGGCAAAUUUUAUGCUGACAGGGUGGACAUGUUAAGCUUUGGCAAAGCAAGUAAGCAAACUCAUACAGAUAUUUUUUUUUUUUUUUUUACCAGUGAUCAGUACACUCAAAUCAGUAAUCUCCUAUUCACCAAAAUAUUAGUAGGAUAAUUUUUGUUUUAAGUUUUAGGAUUUGACAAUAUUCUACUAUCAUACUAUCAUUCAAAUUUAAUGAGCAGUGCACAGGACAAAAUAACACAAAUUAUCUUACAAAAAACUGAUAUUGACCCUUAGAAGUGUUAUAUAGCAAAAACUUAUACGUUUUCAUACUUAAAAUCAUGUUUUUGCUAAAGUAGGUCAAGCUCUGGAGUUGUACAGCGAUGACAUCACAGGCAGUCCCCUCACUGAUAAAAUAUGAGAGGCUUGCCCUUCUCGUCAUUCGUUUUGAAUCACUCGAUAGAGAAACAUCUUGGCACUUGAUAGUCUAUACUUCCUUCCUCAUAAAACAACAUCUUAUAUAACUUCUAUAAUUUAUAUAAAUAGUUAUCAAACUUUUUGCACUACUGUUACAUAACGAACGCAAUUUGCUUGUAUUGAAAGCAUUGACAAAUCCUUUGUUUUAUCACUUUUAUGAAGAGAGUUGAGGUAGGACUUUCAGGGAGCUACAAGGUCUGAAAGCUAAAACCAAAUGUAAACUUAAAAUUAUAUUUUUUGGGUACUGCAAACAUUUUACCUGCCUUUUUGGAUGUUUGGUUGUACACUGAAACAAUAUGUGACAUUUUGAAUAUAUAUUUGAAUACCUUUAGUAGCAAAAAAUCUUAACAAAUAUGUUAAAUAUUUAUAUUAUUUAUAUAAGUACUUUAUGAUUCAUUUGAAUUGUAUUUGUUUUUAUUUGUAUAAAUAAUUGAAGAAACAU